Molecule: messenger RNA, 2825 nt
Organism: Manihot esculenta (cassava)
Lineage: Eukaryota; Viridiplantae; Streptophyta; Magnoliopsida; Malpighiales; Euphorbiaceae
Product: pentatricopeptide repeat-containing protein At2g15980
Exons: 2
Coding region: 28-1503 (491 amino acids)
Molecular function (GO): protein binding
Source: RefSeq, a predicted model, not a curated record
CAUACUGCAAGUGACGCCUUCUCUCCAAUGGCAGCUCCCACUCUGAAACGAGUUAUUCUCUCUUCUCCAAAACCCAUAAAACCUCGGUCUCUCUACACCUUCUCCUCCCAAUCACCUACAUCAGCCGAUCAACCCCCUAUAGUCUCCACCGUCGUUUCACUUCUUACCCACCACCGCUCCAAAUCCCGAUGGAACCAUCUCCGCUCUCUCCUUUCCCCCACCACCAUCCUCUCCCCUAUCUACUUUUCCCAAAUUGUUCUCCAUUUAAAAUCGAAUCCCCAUCUUGCCCUCCGCUUCUUCCACUUCACUCUACGAAACUCUUUCUGCUCCCACAAUCUCUACUCCUACUCCACCAUCAUCCAUAUCCUUUCUCGGGCCCGCCUCAAGUCCCCGGCACAGUCCAUUAUCCGGGCUGCUCUCUCCUCACCCGUGCUGUUUGAUCAUAGCGUUACGCCAGUGAAAUUCUUUGAGGUGCUAGUGAAAACGUAUAGGGAAUGUGAUUCUGCUCCGUUUGUGUUUGAUCUGUUGAUAAAAUCUUGUCUAGAGUUGAAAAAGAUUGAUGGGUCUAUCGAGAUUGUGAGGAUGUUGAGGUCUCGUGGGAUUAACCCACAAAUUAAUACUUGUAAUUCGUUAAUUUGCAGCGUUUCAAGUUGUAAAGGGUCUUACGCGAGUUAUGGUCUCUUUAGGGAGGUUUUUGGAUCGAAAGAUAAUGAGACUGAGGGAGAUGUGAAAAGGAAUGUUAGAGCCAGGCCUAAUGUAAUCAGUUUCAAUGCGUUGAUGAUGGCGUCUUAUAGAGAUGGUGAAAUGGAGAUGGUGGAGGAAACAUGGAGGGAAAUGGAGAGAUUUGGAUGUGUUCCAAACGAGUUUAGCUACAGUAUCUUGAUGGCUACGUUAUGUGAGGAAGGAAAGAUAAAGGAAGCAGAGAAGUUAUGGGAAGAAAUGAGAGCAAGGGGAAUAAAGCCUGAUGUUGCAGCUUAUAAUACUGUCAUUGGUGGAUUUUGCGAGAUUGGGGAGAUUGGGAAAGCUGAGGAAAUUUUAAGAGAAAUGGAACUGAGUGGAGUAGAAAGUACUUGCAUUACUCUUGAGCACUUAAUUAUUGGCUACUGUAGAGUUGGGGAUGUUGAUUCAGCAAUUCUUGUGUAUAAAGAUAUGUGUAGGAAAGCUUUUAGGCCUGAAGCUUCAACAAUGGAUUUGUUGAUUGGAGGGCUUUGUGAGAAGAAAAGGGUUACUGAAGCUUUGGAGAUUUUGAGGAUCGCAAUGAGAAAUGUUAGUUUUCAUCCAAGUGGGAAGAGUUACGAGUUCUUGAUUAACGGGUUAUGCAAGGAUGGUAAGAUGGAAGAAGCACUGAAGCUUCAGGCCCAGAUGGCAGGCAAAGGGUUUGAGCCAAAUCCAAAGAUUUAUGGUGCUUUUAUUGAAGGGUAUAUGAAGUUAGAAAACGAGGAAAUGGUAGCAGCGUUAACGAAGGAAAUGUCUGAAGCUCAAAAGCGGCAGAAAGAGAAUUAAAAGUUUAUCAUUGACAAGCUGGGAGUCCCGUGCAACUCCAAUCAAUUUCAUCACUUGGCAAAGAUGCGAAACCAUGUACAAGUACAUAGCCAGAACAGAUGUUUGAGGGCUUCUAUUGAAUUGGCUGCCAUGCUCUUCGUGUUGCAAGUUGCAACAAGAUAAAAUGAAAUAUGAUGACGCAUAUUAAUUUAUCAUUGUAAAUGUUUGAUUUGACAUGCUUGUUUAUUUAAAUUGUCCUCGAUGAAUGCAUCAGCCAUUGUGCAUGUACAUUAUGUUCGUGCAUGGGCAAACUUGCCACCGCCUCAAGGUCAAGUAACUUCUCCUAUGGCCUGAAAUUGUAAUAGAAUUGCUUGCAAGUACUGUUAUUCUUCUAGCAAUGCAUUGUGCAUAUAUAAUGUGGUAUUCCAACACCUUUAUCGGUGACACCUGUUAAAAAUCAAUAGAAUUUCUUGGUAGCCGUUGACCUUAAUCAGCUAAGAUUUCUCUAUAUUUAUCUGCUACAAUGAUUUUUAUACUCAUAAGAUCAUUUGGUAUGAGCCAACUGAUAAGUAAGUGUUUGAAAAUGUCCAUAGAACAGAAGACAGCAGUUUCCAGUAUGUUUCAGCGAGGACAUUCGUUAAGUUCCUUCUUUAUGGACAAACGGAGAAGCAGUAGAUGUGAAGAAUUAGAAGUUGAUUCUUUGUCAGCUCAGUUAUGUUAAUUAACAAACGGUUUCAGUGGUUCCUGUUUGAAUCAGAUAUUGAGAGCAGGACAAUUCUCCAUCUAUUUGUAGAUGAAAUGAUCAGCAGUUUCCAAAAAAAAGAAUCUCAGUUGACACAGCAUGUACUUUAAAUCUUUGGCUUAUGUCACUAGAAGCCUUUCUCUACCUCAUUGAGAGCUAGAUUUUAGGUUUUCAUUGGAGUUGAUGAGAUUUUGGUGAAAACUUAUUUGUGCAAGAAAAGGAAAGCCUUACCUAAGCGUGGUGCAAACUAUAGCAUUUGCUGACGAGGAAAAGGCCUAUAGGAGGAAGAGUUGGUGCUGGGAAUUUAGAGUGUGCAGGGGUGUGUUGUGCAGAGAUAAUAAACUUGUGUUUCUUCCCAUCUCUACUCUGCCUUUGUUAUCGUUUGAAGCUUUUAUUUUGUCUUGUUGAGAAACAUUUCCAGCUCCCUUACUCUGUUUCUUCUAACAUGGUAUGAGAACCUAAGCCAUCCAUUACUACAUGGCAUAAGGGACCUGUGGCUAUUUGUUUUCAAGUAUUUUUUGUGUUUUUCUCUUGUUUUCUUGUAAGGGUUUUCGUAAUAAUUUAUGAGAGGUCAAAUGAUCACUGAGCCCUGUUUCAAAUA